Molecule: messenger RNA, 1440 nt
Organism: Mesorhabditis spiculigera
Lineage: Eukaryota; Metazoa; Nematoda; Chromadorea; Rhabditida; Rhabditidae
Source: the annotation of a GenBank genome assembly
AUGGUCCUGAAGGCUGCGCUUCUACUGGCGCUGGCGUCAGCCGUCGCGUCAAAAUGCGUUUGCUCUCGCAAUUACACAAGUACUGUACCCUCGUUUGUCAUCAAUGGUGCGUACGAUGAUGAAACCUUCGAAAAUUGCUCUCCGCAGAAAUGCCUCAUCGUCAUCAACCAGAACAACCCGGCGAGGGGUGUUGGGGGUUUUGUGAUUAACGAAUUUGUCCAAGCAGGCAGCCGCUUUACCGUGACAAUUCGCGACGGAGACAAUCCACAAUUUGCCUUGACGCGCGCCAAUUACCACUUCUUCACUGACGCAUUGGCUGCAUUCGUAAGCAGGACUUCAUCGGUCACCAUUGAGCUAGCAUAUAAUGGUGAUCUGAAUGUUUCGUUUAAUAUGUAUGCAUUCUGGCGUGAUCUAGAGCCAACCAGGACCCCGGUUACGGGUGCUACCUACCCGCCACCCCUCGCACGCGCAGGAAAUUUGGGCGUGGAUUUGGGUAUUGUUAUCGACCUCGCCGGCGAUGAUGAGGAGGCCUUUACUGCGAUGAAAAACACGAUCAAAAUGACCAUCAGCGAGCUGAGCGUCCACCAGGAUCCGAAAAAAGUUUAUGGUGCCCGGCUGUCGCUGCAGUACCUUUCCGCUAAUGGGACUGGGGCCAAUAACAUGUUUGAGCCAUGGUCUGCAUCCGUUUCUGACGUCAUGUCCGCCCUCGAUCAGAUGCCGACUGGUAGCCCAACGGCCAAUUAUACGAGCGCUCUUUCUACUUUCCUCAACCUGAAUGGAUCGUUUUCCACAAAUUCAAGCUAUGGAGCAAGCUCGCGAAAGAAUGUACAACUGAUCUAUGCUAUCUUUACGCAACAUGAGCCGGAUGAUAUCGCCGGCUUGAGCAAACUCAUUUCGGAUCAAAGAAACCCGGAUGUACAUGUUGUUUUUCAUUGGUUCCGGGCGACGCCCUCCGUCGACUUUCGAGCCUUGUCAGCAUACUAUCCUAACGUGGCUUACCUGCCGUAUGACCCAGCGAAUCCCUUUAAUCUCUACAACAACUAUAUCUUAACCGGGGAUACUGAUCCGAGAUUUGGAUGCGGAGGCGGGAGGAGCGAAACGCUUUUACUGAAUGGACGAAUCUCAUCGUACUACUGGCCACCGCUUUUUAGGGGAACGUCAGCCAACUACUGCAACAAUCAAGCAUCGACAUUGACCAUCAUUGACUAUCCAGAAAGCACCAAAACCAUCUACAUCAACGUGGCUCAGUACGAACUUGAAAUGGAAAAGGAUUAUAUUCGAUUUUUUGACUCGGAGGGAACAGAGCAAGGAAGUGUGACGGGUGGAAACGGGGGCCAAGGGCCCUCCUUCACUAUUAAUGGCUCGUCGGCCACGGUCACCUUUACCACGAACGAGUACCUCGCUUACAGCGGAGUUUUCCUUUUGAUCACCCCUUAUAAA